This is a messenger RNA of Hemisphaericaspora subhashii, 735 nucleotides long. RefSeq names its product nucleoside-triphosphatase (gene HBR1). Gene Ontology annotation, molecular function: ATP binding; ATP hydrolysis activity; AMP kinase activity. Bases 1 to 735 code for a protein of 244 amino acids. Gene Ontology annotation, cellular component: nucleus; cytoplasm. The transcript has a single exon. The record is from RefSeq and is a predicted model, not a curated record. Lineage: Eukaryota; Fungi; Ascomycota; Pichiomycetes; Serinales; Debaryomycetaceae.
AUGUCCAGAAGAUUCCUUCCUAAUAUAAUAAUAACUGGUACUCCAGGCUGUGGUAAGACAUCUCAUUCCGAAAGUCUUGUAUCACAUUUAAACCAAGAGAUAAAAGAUGGCAAGAACAAAUUCAAUCAUUUGAAUGUAAGUGAAGUUGCCAAAGAAAGAGGAUGUAUUGAAUCAUAUGAUGAAAGAUUAGAUACCUCUGUUGUCGAUGAAGACAAAUUGUUAGAUUCAUUGGCAGUAGAUAUGGAAAAAGGAGGUGCUAUAAUAGAUUGGCAUUGUUGUGAUAUUUUCCCAGAAAGAUUAGUUGAUUUAGUUGUUGUUUUAAGAACUGAUAAUUCAAUCUUGUAUGAUCGUUUGAAGAAGAGGAAUUAUAACGAAGCCAAGCUUCAAGAGAAUAUAGAUUGUGAGAUCAUGGAGGUUGUUUUAAAUGAUGCCAGAGAUGGAUAUGUGCCUGAAAUUGUCAUUGAAUUGAAUUCAAAUAGCGCCGAAGAUAUGGACGAAAAUGUCGAUAGAAUUAGUUCAUGGGUCUCUGGAUGGAUUGAAGAUCACCCAAAGGGGGUCACAAAUGAGUUGGAUCCUGAGAUUGCUGCUGCUAAGCUAGCUGAACAGGGUGAUAGUGAUGAAGACGCCAGUGACGAUGAAGAAGAUGACGAUUCCGAGGACUACGAUUCCGAGGACUACGACGAAGAUUUUGAAGUAGGAGUAGAGGAAGGUGACGAGGAAGGUCACUACGAGUAA